AUGGAACACAGUACGUCGUUGGUCACGAAAUAUAUGUAUGAAAAAUUUGCCUCGCAAACCGACAAGGUCAAGGCGGCUAUGGAGGAGAACCAGGUGGAGGCCACGGUUGCAGAAUUGAGGGAGAUAGUAAGCCGAGCCAUGGACAUGGACCUUGCAGAGGCCAAGCGAGCCAUAGCAAAUCUCCCCACUCACGAUUGGAUGGACAAAGGUGACUACCACCGGAGAGGAGAGUUGUACGACCACGUCUCGAUAUUCUUGGAGAAACGCGAGAGAAACCAGCGCUUUAUCAUUGCGACUGAGACCGAGGACGCAAAGAUCAAAAGGCUUCAAAGAGAGGAGGCCCUCCCGGGGUACAACACAUCGGUCUAUAGGUGGAAAAGUGUCACGACGCCGGGGGGGAAGGAAUUAUACAUGCAAGUUCUCCUCCUUCAAUCAAAGCACGAGAGACUGUUUGCAAAGGUGCCUCCCUCUCAACGAACAUACAAUGCAGUCUCAAACGAGUGGGACAUUUUUGAUGAAGUGGAUUUGCCACGAAAAUAUCUGCAAUUUGUGGACCCCCCUCCUAGGAAGGACGGUUAUAUCUACGACUAUCCUAUCCAAGCUGCCCGCAUCAAUCCCCAGUCCAUCAUCCCCGACAACGAUGUACCCCGUGUGGAAUCCGUUUCCGUCAUCCCAGAACCCUGUGUAGACUCUUCCUCGGGUGGUGCGACUUCCCCUCAUGAACCUCAGUACGAAACAUUCCCCAUGGACACGGAGGAAUUUCAGGAGGGGCCUUCCCAGCCUCCGGUACAUCGUCCAGAGCCGGGCCCCUCCACCAUGGAUACCGACACUGAUAAAGCUUCGAAAAUCCACGAUUACGAUUGGGACACCGCCAACCUCAUCUCCAACUUGCGAUACAGCUAUGGAUUCGUAGCCUCUGUAGUCCCGAAGAAGGAGGAUAAGACACCGGAAGGCUGGAAACACGCCUGUCAACACUUUGGGUUUAGGAAGGAUGGGGCAGAACAGUUUGUCUCAAACACGGAUCGUCAACUCAUCUGUCAGUUUCAUGACGGUUUGAUGGGGUCAACUGACCGUCCGCUCCCUCAAGACAUUCACGAUCUCCACCCGCAAAAUUACCUAUCCCUUCAAGUUUUAGGGAAUCUCAGCCUCAUCCAUCGGCCCAUCCCAAAUCUAUUUGUUUUCGCUCAUCACGACAUACAUGCACCUCAGGAAGAGUCCGACAGAAUGUCUGCUGAUUGGAGUAUUGGAGUCGAAACCCCAGAGGCUGCUUUAUAUGUCUUACGAGUCUUCCAGUCCCAUCCUGGGCAUACAGUUGUCAGUGUGGCACACAGACUUUUGUCCAAAGGAGUGCAGUUUCGAACUCUUGUCGGGCGUAAAAAUGUGGUUCAGGUGCAUCAACCCUACAAGGAAGUUACCUUUUACCGCAAAGUCAGCUACAAGUUUACCAACUACGACUAUGAGUCCUCGAUGCUGGCCUGUCGGCAGAUACUGGACCAACAACGCGGUCGUGCAGCGCUACUCAUGGGUGGAAUAGUAGGACAAAUUGCCAAAGAGUAUCUGAGCACAGAGUCUGUUCUCCAGGGCCCAUCAGUGGAAUUGCUGAGAAAUGGACGCGGAUAUGUCGCUAAUCCAGAGGCCGAGUUGCUGGCUUACUGCGAUGACGGGCUUACAGAACACGAUAUUGCGAUUAUUAUCGGGUCGUAUUCUCUCAUGACGGAUUUUAAAAAUCAGGUCGGAGUCAAGUCUUGGUUUCCUCCCCCGGCGGUAUGGAAUGAAAUCGACAGGAAUGGGAUAGGAUGGCUGGAAUGGACUGAACGCAACGAGUACUGGUACCAGACUAGGCUGGAAUUAAUUCAAAAUGGCAAAGCGCAACCUUUAACGCUUCAAGACUGGAAGAGCCUUCUCAAAAAUAAGCCAGUCCGUGUUCUAAGGGAAUUGGUGCGAGCUCGAUCAGCGGCAUUUGUCCAUGAACAUAUCCCCGUAACCAGGAAUCCUCGUAGAUAG
Psilocybe cubensis is the source of this 2004-nucleotide messenger RNA. RefSeq lists its product as uncharacterized. NCBI's taxonomy places the organism in Eukaryota, Fungi, Basidiomycota, Agaricomycetes, Agaricales, Agrocybaceae. The record is from RefSeq and is a predicted model, not a curated record. The coding region runs from base 1 to 2004 and encodes 667 amino acids. The transcript is spliced from 2 exons.